CGGGCCACCUUUGGCCCCGGCGUUCCGGCUGCAGCUCGGAGGUGGGGUGUGUAUGGGGGAGGGGGGCCAAGAGGUACAAAAGAGGGUGGUGCUGGCGCUGCAGCCGCAUCCAGAUGCAGCGCUGUGACCAGCUUAGAGACUGACGUGCCUGGAGGGGAACGUGGAUCGGUUCGGUGCGGUGAGGUGACCUGGGGCUGGGACGCGAGGAAGGGCAGGCUUGGGACCGCCUUGAGGCUGCAGACCCCGAGUCCGGGGCGCCCCUGCCCAGGAGCCUGGCUCCUAAGCAUGGUGGCCCGCGGUCCGGCCGGGCAGGGUCCUGGAGGGCCUAGAGACCGGAGUGUCCGUGGCGUGGGACUUGGGGACUCUGCAGCUGUCGCUCUGAAAGAGCGCUAACCCUGGGUUCCCUUUUACCGGUCCAGCGGUCAGAGCGGCUGAAGACUGCCUCUGGCUCUAAAGAACCCCUGCGCAGACUGUGUGAAGCCUGGGACUUUACUGGGAAGAUGAAACCCGAUGAAACACCUAUGUUUGACCCAAGUCUGCUCCAAGAAGUGGACUGGAGUCAGAAUACAGCUACAUUUUCUCCAGCCAUUUCUCCAGUGAAUCCUGGAGAAGGCUUGGUUUUGAGGCCUCUUUGUACUGGCGACUUGAAUAAAGGUUUUUUUACGUUACUGGGUCAGUUGACAGAGACUGGCGUCGUCAGCCCUGAGCAGUUCAUGAACUCUUUUGAGCACAAGAAGUCGUCUGGGGAUUACUAUGUUACAGUUGUGGAAGAUGUGACCCUAGGACAAAUUGUUGCUACAGCAACCCUGAUCAUAGAACAUAAAUUUAUCCAUUCAUGUGCUAAGAGGGGGAGAAUAGAAGAAGUCGUCAUUAGUGACGAGUGCAGAGGGAAGCAGUUGGGCGAACUGUUAUUAUCAACUCUCACUUUGCUAAGCAAGAAGCUGAACUGUUACAAGAUCACCCUUGAAUGUCUACCACAAAACGUCGGCUUCUACAAAAAGUUUGGCUAUACAGUAUCUGAAGAAAAGUACAUGUGUCUGAGGAACCACAAGUAAAGACCACCAUCAAGAUUGCUCCAAGGCUUUCCUGUUCAUUUUUGUUGCUGCAGCCAGUGAGCUCCAUACCUGCUAGACUGGAAAACCACUGUAGUGUGCAAUGUAGUAGUGACAAGAGCAUGCCUGUGGCUGCUGGGACUUGCUCUGAGUUAAGAGUACAAAUGAUCACAAAGGGGAUGAUUUUUAACCAAAGGAAUAUAUUUUCAACUUGAAUCUUUUCUUGCAUUGUAUUUUUCUAAAGUUUAUCUUCAUUUCCUGGUCGUCAAGAGUAUGGGCAAUAAACAGUUAUGUCUGCUCUGUGCUGCUCA
Messenger RNA from Peromyscus californicus insignis, 1363 nucleotides. RefSeq names its product glucosamine 6-phosphate N-acetyltransferase-like. The record is from RefSeq and is a predicted model, not a curated record. Lineage: Eukaryota; Metazoa; Chordata; Mammalia; Rodentia; Cricetidae. The transcript has 6 exons. Bases 501 to 1055 code for a protein of 184 amino acids. Gene Ontology annotation, molecular function: monosaccharide binding; glucosamine 6-phosphate N-acetyltransferase activity. Gene Ontology annotation, cellular component: endoplasmic reticulum-Golgi intermediate compartment; endoplasmic reticulum; Golgi apparatus. Gene Ontology annotation, biological process: UDP-N-acetylglucosamine biosynthetic process.